Molecule: messenger RNA, 811 nt
Organism: Fusarium vanettenii 77-13-4
Lineage: Eukaryota; Fungi; Ascomycota; Sordariomycetes; Hypocreales; Nectriaceae
Exons: 3
Coding region: 104-679 (191 amino acids)
Biological process (GO): protein targeting to ER
Cellular component (GO): mitochondrion; endoplasmic reticulum
Source: RefSeq, a predicted model, not a curated record
CCUCCCCGUCCAUCCCGCAAACUUUCCAUCCUUUCCUCUUCACACCACGCGUUGGGUUUUCUUCUUCUAUUUCCCCUUCAUUACUUCUUUGACAACCGGCAAAAUGGCUCUCUCUCCUCAGAUCACCAACCUGAUCAUCAUCCUGGGUAUGAUGCAGGUCUCGAAGCGCGUCCCCUUCGAUGAUCCUUUCGUGCUCAACGUUGUCCGCGCCAUCUACCUUGCCAGCAACGUUCUCAUUGCCGGUCUCUACUUCUUCACCCAGCUCAAGAUCAACAAGAAGAAGGACCUGACGACCCUCAAGUAUGUUGAGCCCGCCCCCAUGGGCUCCUCCGAGGAGGGCAAGCUCGUCACCACCACCAUCCACGCCUACGACAACCAGCAGAUCCGCACCGCCUUCCGCGGCCAGGCCAUGGGUAUCGCCAUGAUGGCUUUCAUGCACGUGUACCUCAAGUACACCAACCCCCUGCUCAUUCAGAGCAUCAUCCCUGUCAAGAGCGCCCUCGAGAGCAACAUUGUCAAGAUCCACAUCUUUGGCCAGCCCGCUGCCGGCGACCUCAAGCGCCCCUUCAAGCAGCCCCAGGGCUUCAUGAGCGCCAUGCAGGGCGGCCCUGUCCAGAGCGACAAGAAGGCUGUCGAGGCCGCUGAGCGUGCUGGCCGUGGUGGUGCCAAGGAGGAGUAAAGUAGACAGCCUUUGGAAGGAUUGCUUGGGCAUAGAAGCCUCUGUGGUCUUUGUAUACCAAGGCUCUUGUAUCCGGGUUUUUUGUAGACCUUGGUUGUAUCACUAAAUAAUAUGAGCAACAUGGUUGUCACG